Messenger RNA from Suricata suricatta (meerkat), 1873 nucleotides. It is a transcript of the gene HTR2B, whose product is annotated as 5-hydroxytryptamine receptor 2B. Gene Ontology annotation, molecular function: G protein-coupled serotonin receptor activity; neurotransmitter receptor activity. Lineage: Eukaryota; Metazoa; Chordata; Mammalia; Carnivora; Herpestidae. Gene Ontology annotation, cellular component: plasma membrane; dendrite. The transcript is spliced from 3 exons. Gene Ontology annotation, biological process: smooth muscle contraction; chemical synaptic transmission; G protein-coupled receptor signaling pathway, coupled to cyclic nucleotide second messenger. The coding region runs from base 25 to 1467 and encodes 480 amino acids. The record is from RefSeq and is a predicted model, not a curated record.
GAUCAAAUCACACAAAAACAGCAAAUGGCCUUCUCUUAUAGAAUAUCAGAACAAAGCACAAUUCCUGAGCACAUUUUGCAGAGCUCAUUUGAUCACUUAAUCUUUGCUAACUGGUCUGGAUUACAGACAGAAUCGAUACCAGAGGAAAUGAAACAGAUCGGGGAGCAACAGGGAAAUAAACCACGCUGGGCUGCUCUUCUGACACUCAUGGUGAUACUACCCACGAUUGGUGGGAACAUCCUGGUUAUUUUGGCUGUUUCGCUGGAGAAAAAGCUGCAAAAUGCUACCAAUUAUUUUCUAAUGUCCUUGGCAGUGGCUGACUUGCUGGUUGGAUUGUUUGUGAUGCCGAUUGCCCUCUUGACAAUAAUGUUUGAGUCUAUGUGGCCCCUCCCACUUGUUCUCUGCCCCGCCUGGUUAUUUCUUGAUGUUCUUUUUUCUACUGCAUCCAUCAUGCAUCUCUGUGCCAUUUCAGUGGAUCGCUACAUAGCCAUCAAAAAGCCAAUCCAGGCCAAUCAAUAUAACUCACGAGCUACAGCAUUCAUCAAGAUUACAGUGGUAUGGUUAAUUUCAAUAGGCAUUGCCAUUCCAGUCCCUAUUAAAGGCAUAGAAACUGAUGUGGAUAGCCCAAGCAACAUCACCUGUGUGCUAACAAAGGACCGUUUUGGCAGCUUCAUGCUCUUUGGCUCACUGGCCUCCUUCUUUACGCCUCUGGCGAUCAUGGUCGUCACCUACUUCCUCACCAUCCAUGCUUUACGGAAGAAAGCUCACUUGGUCAGAACCAAGCCACCUCACCGCCUAACAUGGCUGACCGUGUCUACAGUUUUCCAAAGGGAUGAAACACCUUGCUCAUCACCUGAAAAGAUGGCAAUGUUGGAUAGUACCCACAAGGACAAAACUCUGCCCAAUUCAAAGAAUAAUCUACUUAUGCGAAGAAUGUCUACAGUUGGAAAAAAGUCAGUGCAAACCAUUUCCAAUGAACAGAGAGCCUCCAAGGUUCUAGGGAUUGUGUUUUUUCUCUUUUUGCUUAUGUGGUGCCCAUUUUUUAUUACAAAUAUAACUUUAGUUUUAUGUGAUUCCUGCAAUCAGACUACUCUCCAAAUGCUCCUGGAGAUAUUUGUGUGGAUAGGCUACGUUUCCUCAGGGGUGAAUCCUUUGGUCUACACCCUCUUCAACAAGACAUUUCGGAGAGCAUUUGGCCGAUACAUCACCUGCAAUUACCGGGCCACAAAAUCCAUAAAAACUGUCAGAAAAUGCUCCCGUAAUAUCUACUUCCGAAAUCCAAUGGCAGAGAACUCUACAUUUUUCAUGAAACACGGAAUGCGGAAUGGAAUUAAUCCUGCCAUGUACCAAAGCCCAAUGAGGCUCUGCAGUUCGACCAUUCAGUCUUCAUCAAUCAUUCUACUAGAUACACUUCUCCUCACAGAAAAUGAAGGUGAUAAAACUGAAGAGCAAGUCAGUUAUGUAUAGAAGGAAUGUCAGUUUUCAUCUAAUGUAACGAGUAUGGUGAUGAAGCAGAUAUAAAUGUACCAAAAAUUACAUAAGGAGGAAUUUUAUGCUAUGUAUCAAAUCAUCUCUUUAUCAAGAUUAUGUAAUUUUCUUUAUUUGGACAACACUACUUCAUGAAAAAAAUCAUUUUGUACAGCCGCAAAUGAAAAUAAUACAGCACUCUGGCUAAAUGUUAAGGUAUUCAAGUGAAAUAAUUUCAAGCUUAAAAAUAAAGAUCACUAUUAAGAAUUUUAGUUCCUAAUUGUAUGGAAAGCUGUGUUGAGAGUGUCAUUUUAUUAAGCAACAAAAUGCAUUAACCUCCUCAAAGCCUUAAAAAUAUAAGGCGUAACACAGAACAACAGUGAUAAGAACAGAAGACUGAAAAUAA